GGAAACUUGACAAGGGAAAAGCAGUGGAAGAAAAUCCUAGCUUUCAAGAACAAUCGCCAGAUAUGGUAGAUCCUGUCUAUCCUCCAGGGUUUGAGCCACGACUAAACCAACCUUCACAAGGAACUAGAGUACCAAUUCCUACUCCUGGUGGAUAUCCUAAUCCUUAUCCAGGAAUAACAUCCACACCUGCUCCAGGACAAUUUCAAAAUUUUGUUAAUCCCAUUAUGAUGGAAAAACCAUCUGAGCCAAUCUUAGUACCUGAUUUGGAUGAUCCCAAGGAAAGAGAAAAGCUAGGGAUCCAGACACCUGAAAAGGUAGAAGAUACUAGUGCCCGGGAGAAGAUGAAGUUAUUGGAAGAAAGGCUUAGGGCUGUAGAGGGAAUGAAUUUUUAUGGCUCCACAGAUGCGGCUGACCUUUGUUUAGUUCCAGACGUGGUAAUUCCAACUAAAUUCAAGGUCCCUGAAUUUGAAAAAUAUGAUGGCACAAAAUGCCCAAUGACCCACAUCAUCAUGUAUUGUCGAAAGAUGGCAGCAUAUGCUCGAGACGAGAAGUUGUUAAUGCACAUAUUUCAAGAUAGUCUCACGGGUUCUGCAGCUAGAUGGUAUGUCCAACUAGAUAGAACUCGUAUUCAUUCUUGGCAAGAGCUUACAAAGGCAUUCCUUACACAAUAUCGUCAUGUCACGGAUAUGAUUCCAGAUCGUCUAUCUCUUCAAAGCAUGGAAAAAAAAGCAACUGAAAACUUCAAGGAGUAUGCACAAAGGUGGAGAGAUGUGGCUGCACAAGUCCAACCUCCUCUCACUGAAAAAGAAACAACUAUUUUAUUUGUGAACACCUUGAAAGCACCAUAUUAUGAGAGAUUGAUAGGCAAUGCAACCAAGAACUUUACAGAUAUGGUGAUAUCAGGAGAGAUCAUUGAAAGUGCCAUAAAAAAUGGUAAGCUUGAUGUGGGAGAGACAAGUGGAGCAAGAAAGAGUGGAGCUCCUAGAAAGAAAGAGAAUGAGGCCCAAGCAGUAAAUUUUGUGGGGCAACAAUUCAGAAGUUUCACACCCUACUCUGUACCAGUCUACCAAACCCAUUACCCUUCUGUAAACCAUGUUACAUCCACCCCCCCAUUCAUAUCAACCAUACCAGUCAUUACCACAACCAGCUUAUUCACCCCAUUUUCAGCCAUAGGUGUUCUGGGGCAUUCUAUCCAGAAUUGUCAUCAAUUUCGUCAGGAGGUGCAAAAAUUGAUAGAUGAAGGUCGAAUGGAGUUUUAUCAAGAAAGAGGAGAGUUGGUGAAAACUGAAGUGUCUACCAUUGAUUCAAAGAAUAAGUUUGUACGUAGACCGGUAACUAUCUAUUAUGAUGAAAAGCCAACAUCAAAGCUAGAAAAACCCGUCUCUCGACCAGUGGUGACAAUUAAAGUUCCUGGCCCUUUUCCAUAUCAGAAUGAUAAAACAGUACCUUGGAAUGGGAGGUGUUAUACCCCAGAAGCUCUAGAAAAAGCUAGAAAGGAGAAAGCCAAAGUAGGAGAAGAAAAUGAAAAUCAGAGUGGUCUUGACACAACCCUAGAAAAAGAAUGGCAGAAGCCAGUAUCUGAAAGUGAAGCAGGUGAAUUUUUGAAGUUAAUAAAACAUAGCGAGUAUAGCGUGGUAGAACAGCUGAACAAGAUGCCAGCUAGAAUUUCGCUAUUGUCAUUAUUGCUCAGUUCAGAGUCACACCGUAAUGCUUUGCUGAAAGUGCUAAAUCAAGCAUAUGUGUCUCACAAUGCUUCUGUUGAAUAUGUGGAACAGCUUGUUGGCAAUCUGACGAUUUCAAACUAUAUCUCUUUCAGUGAUGAAGAGAUUCCUCCUGAAGGUAGAGGAAGUACCAAGGCUCUUCACAUUACUGUGAAAUGUAAAAGUCAUAUAAUGGCUAAGGUUUUGAUUGAUAAUGGUUCAUCCAUCAAUGUUAUGCCUGUGACUACUUUAACAAAACUUCCUGUUGAUGGAUCUUAUAUGAAACCUAGUCAUAUGAUAGUGAGAGCCUUUGAUGGAACCAGAAGAGAGGUGCUAGGAGAUAUAGAAGUGCCAUUGCAAAUUGGCCCAUGCAUUUUCAAUGUGAAAUUUCAAGUUAUGGACAUCUCUCCUUCAUACAGUUGCUUAUUGGGUAGGCCGUGGAUCCAUAUGGCAGGUGCUGUUCCAUCCUCAUUACAUCAAAAAGUCAAAUUCAUUGUUGAAGGGAAGCUAACAUGUGUGGCAGGGGAAGAAGAUUUAUUGGUAACUCAACCGAUAAAUACUCCUUAUGUGGAAUCAGCAGAUGAAGCUUUAGAAUGCUCUUAUAGAUCUUUCGAGAUUGCCAAUGCAACAUAUAUAGCUGGAGGAUCUAAAUUGUAUUCGCCAUACUUAUCUACGACUACUAAAAUGGUAGUCAAACAGCUUACCAAGAUGGGAUGGCGACCUGAAGCCGGACUUGGGAAGAACCUGCAAGGAAUCACGAAGCCAUCGACUAUAAAUGAAAAGAGAGAUAGAUUUGGCUUGGGAUAUAAGCCAACAAGAGGGGACAGAACAAGAAUGGUGAAUGAGAAAAGAGAUAAGAGGAUAGCUAAUCUUAAGGGAUAUGAGCUGGAGUCAGAGCCUAUAGUCAUUCCACACCUCUAUGAUUCUUUUCACUCAGGAGGAUACAUUUAUUCAGAUUUACCGAGAGCCUCAAGUGCAGGAUUCAUGGAAAAAUUUUCAGAGCUGGCCAUUCAAAUGGUGGAUGAUGGGGAAAAGAAGAGUCGAAGUGAAGAGUUGUUCGUGUACCCUUGUCCUUCAGAUUUUGAGCUGGAUAAUUGGAAAGUUAUGGAGCUGCCUGUUGUUUUUAAAACUUUGGAAAAGUUUGAAAACUUAAUUCAUGUUGAUGAACUUGAUAAUGAGGAAGAUUCAGAUAACUACACACUGCCUCUUGAUUUGUUAAAAUUAAUAGAACAUGAAGAUAAGCCAAUUGAACCCCACCAAGAAAUUACUGAAUCAGUAAAUUUGGGAGAUGGUGAGAAUAAAAGGGAGGUCAAAAUUGGUACAUCUCUUUUACCAGUUGAAAGAAAGAAGCUAGAAGAGUUACUCCGAGAAUAUGUAGAUGUGUUCGCGUGGACUUACCAGGAUAUGCCAGGACUCAGCACUGAUAUUGUAGAGCACAAGUUACCUUUAAAACCAGGAUGUAAGCCGAUGCAGCAAAAGCUAAGGCGCAUGAAACCAGAGAUGCUACUGAAAAUUAAAGAGGAAGUGAAGAAACAAUUCGAUGCUGGAUUUUUAGAAGUGGCAAAAUAUCCUGAAUGGGUAGCCAACAUAGUGCCAGUUCCUAAGAAGGAUGGAAAAGUGAGAAUGUGUGUCGAUUAUCGAGAUCUAAAUAGAGCAAGUCCCAAGGAUAACUUUCCUUUACCUCACAUCGAUACUCUAGUGGAUAAUACUGCUAGGCACUUCACAUUUUCCUUUAUGGAUGGUUUCUCAGGCUAUAAUCAGAUCAAGAUGGCUCGAGAUGAUAUGGAGAAAACUACAUUUGUGACCAUGUGGGGAACAUUCUGUUACAAAGUCAUGCCUUUUGGGUUGAAAAAUGCUGGUGCUACUUAUCAAAGAGCAAUGGUGACUCUUUUUCAUGACAUGAUGCAUAAAGAGAUAGAAGUGUAUGUGGAUGAUAUGAUUGUAAAAUCUCGUGAAGGAGAGGAUCAUAUAGUCAAUCUCAAAAAGCUGUUCGACAGAUUGAGAAGAUUUCAGUUGAAGUUGAAUCCUGCCAAAUGUACAUUUGGAGCUAAAUCAGGAAAACUAUUGGGCUUUGUAGUCAGUGAAAAAGGAAUCGAAGUGGACCCGGAUAAGAUACAAGCCAUCCAAAACUUAUCUCCUCCUCAUACCUCAAAAGAAGUGCGAGGUUUCUUAAGGAGAUUAAAUUAUAUUGCUCGCUUCAUCUCUCAACUCACUUAUAAGUGUGAUCCUAUUUUCAAGCUUCUCAGAAAACAUGAUCCUGGAGAAUGGAAUGACGAAUGCCAAGAAGCUUUUGAUAAGAUCAAAGAAUACUUGUCAAAUCCACCUGUGUUGGUGCCACCAAUGCCAGGAAAACCUUUGAUUUUGUACUUGACAGUGCAUGAAAAUUCAAUGGGAUGUGUGCUAGGGCAAAGAGAUGAAACUGAUAAGAAAGAACGAGCAAUUUACUACUUGAGCAAGAAGUUCACUGAUUAUGAGUCAAAGUAUUCACCAUUAGAGAAGAUGUGUUGUGCAUUAACCUGGACAGCUCGAAGGCUUAGACAAUACAUGCUUUAUCACACUAUUUGGCUCAUAGCAAAGCUGGAUCCUAUUAAGUAUAUCUUCGAAAAGCCCUCAUUGACAGGAAGAAUAGCACGGUGGCAAGUUAUGCUUUCAGAAUAUGAUAUCAUUUACGUGACUCAAAAAGCUAUUAAAGGGAGUGCAAUAGCUGAAUUCCUUGCUGAUCGUGCAGUCGAAGAUUAUGAGCCAAUGAAAUUAGAUUUUCCUGAUGAGGAUGUGAUGGCCAUUGAAAAAAAUGAACCUGUUGAAAAAUCAUGGAGGAUGUAUUUUGAUGGAGCUGCUAAUGCUUUGGGUCAUGGUAUUGGGGCAAUUUUGAUAUCUCCUGAUGGACAUUAUUACCCCAUCACAGCCAGAUUAAAUUUUAAUUGCACAAACAAUGUGGCUGAAUAUGAGGCCUGUGUUAUGGGUCUACAAGCAGCAAUUGAAAAGAAGAUCAAAGUGUUAGAUGUGUUUGGAGAUUCAGCUUUAGUCAUCUAUCAGUUACGAGGUGAAUGGGAAACAAGAGACUCUAAGUUGAUUCGGUACCAUAAAUACAUCUCUGAGUUGGUUAAGCAAUUUAAAGAAGUUCAGUUUGAGCAUCUACCCAGAGAGGAAAACCAAAUUGCUGAUGCACUGGCUACUCUAGCUGCAAUGAUCAAAAUAGAUGCAAAUACUGAAAUCCAACCCAUCAAGCUGGAUGUGAAAGAUAUACCAGCACAUUGCUCAGGUGUUGAAAAAGAAAUUGAUGGAAGGCCAUGGUAUCAUGAUAUCAUGCAAUACAUUAAAAGCCAGCAGUACCCAGAACAUGCAACAGAAAAUGAUAAAAGAACUAUUAGAAGAUUGGCUAUGAAUUUCUUCAUUGAUGGAGAUAUCCUUUACAAAAGAGGUCGAGAUCAAGUGCUCUUAAGAUGUGUAAAUGCAGCUGAAGCAAAAAAGAUUAUUGAAGAAGUGCAUGAUGGAGUUUGUGGGGCACAUGCAAAUGGUCAUAUGAUGGCUAGACAAAUUAUGAGGGCUGGCUAUUAUUGGUUGACAAUAGAGAGAGACUGUAUUGAUUAUGCUAGAUGUCAUAAAUGUCAGAUUUAUGCUGACAAGAUUCAUGCUCCGCCAUCAACAUUACAUGUUCUAGCUCCACCUUGGCCAUUCUCUAUGUGGGGCAUGGAUGUUAUUGGUCCCAUCACUCCAAAAGCUUCGAAUGGGCAUAGAUUCAUUUUUGUAAUUAUUGAUUACUUCACCAAAUGGGUAGAAGCUGCAUCAUAUGCUAGCGUGACCCGAUCUGUGGUAUGUAAGUUCAUGAAAAGAGAGAUAAUAUGCAGAUAUGGACUUCCGGAGACAAUUAUUUCUGAUAAUGCCAAAAACUUGAACAACAAAAUGAUGAAUGAAGUAUGCACUCAGUUCAAGAUCCGUCAUCGUAAUUCGGCACCAUAUCGUCCGAAGAUGAAUGGGGCAGUGGAGGCUGCGAAUAAGAAUAUCAAGAGAAUCCUGAAAAAAAUGACUGAAACUUAUAAAGAUUGGCAUGAGAAGUUACCUUUUGCCUUGCAUGCUUAUAGAACAUCAGUCAGAACGUCUACUGGAGCCACACCGUUCUCUUUGGUAUAUGGUAUGGAAGCUGUGCUACCAGUCGAAGUGGAAAUUCCCUCACUUAGAGUCUUGAUGGAGGUAGAGUUAGAGGAAGCAGAAUGGGUUUGAAAUCGCUACGAGCAGUUAAACCUCAUCGAAGAGAAAAGAUUGUCAGCACUUUGUCAUGGUCAAUUAUAUCAAAAGAGGAUGAUGAGAGCACAUGAUAAGAAAACUCAUCCCCGUUGCUUCAGGGAAGGAGACUUAGUGCUAAAAAGAUUUCUUCCAAAUCAACAUGAUAAUCGGGGGAAAUGGACACCAAAUUGGGAAGGCCCGUAUGUGGUGAAAAAGGCCUUUUCUGGUGGGGCAUUGAUUUUGGCAGAAAUGGACGGAGGUGAUUUACCUACCCCAAUAAAUUCAGAUGUUGUGAAGAAAUAUUUUGCUUAA
Molecule: messenger RNA, 6236 nt
Organism: Durio zibethinus
Lineage: Eukaryota; Viridiplantae; Streptophyta; Magnoliopsida; Malvales; Malvaceae
Source: RefSeq, a predicted model, not a curated record